Aspergillus homomorphus CBS 101889 is the source of this 1233-nucleotide messenger RNA. RefSeq lists its product as uncharacterized. Gene Ontology annotation, molecular function: protein binding. NCBI's taxonomy places the organism in Eukaryota, Fungi, Ascomycota, Eurotiomycetes, Eurotiales, Aspergillaceae. Bases 1 to 1233 code for a protein of 410 amino acids. The transcript has a single exon. The record is from RefSeq and is a predicted model, not a curated record.
AUGUCCCGCAUACGCCAGAGGAUCCUUGAGUUCUUUGCGCAAUACCGCGGCAGGAUUUUCACUGGCCGUCCGCAGCGCAUGUCCAACACACCCGCCACAGGGCUAGCGGCGCUGCCCACCGAGGUGGCCGUAGAAUGUAUUUUUUACAUGGACACGGCCACCCUCUGCGUGCUCCGCCUCACCUGCAAAUCCUUCCGCGAUCUCGUGCGCGAGACACUCCAAGCGCGGUGUCGAGAAUCAGUCCUCCCGCCGCAGAGCACGUACGACAGGGUGAUGGCCAUCAGCGAGGACGGCACCCGACGCAGUAGCCGAUAUAGCUGGAGAAAGGGCCGUGUGAAGCAGCCGCUCGCUCGCCUGGUGGCCCAUGGUCGGUGUGACGCUGUCCGGUUCUGUCUAGAUGCGGGACUCAGUGCUAACGUCUACGACCUCAGUGCCCGACCACUGCUGCACAUCGCCUCCUUGCACACCCAGAUUGCCAUGGCCCAUCUGCUGCUGGAGCACGGGGCCGAUCCGCACGCUACGGUGUCUCCCGCGCGCUACACGGCGCUGGACUACGUGCGCUGGAUUCCGCUGUACGACGAAUUUGAGCCGCCGGUCCCACUGGAUGAAGACCUGCCGGCACAAGAGGACAUGGUGCGGCUGCUUCUCGGGGCUGGGGCGCGGUACACCACCGAAAACGGGGAGGGGAUCCUGCCCUUCCUCUGCGGGAUGCGUGACUACCAAGCUCUUCUACGCCGGGCGAUGCUCAACGGCACGUAUCCCGAGCCCGAGGACAUCGCGCGCCAUUUGCUCCGGUUCAUAUACUGGCCCGAGGGGGUCCGGAAGAUCGUCGAGGCCCUGCCGGAGGUGAAGUCCGCGGUUACUAUCGACAGGUCGCGCAGGCGGGAGUCGCGCAGGUCGGCCAUCCAACAGGCGAUGAUCGAACAACACAUGCCGCUCGCCUUGGAGAUGAUCAAAUGCGACAUGCCGUUGAACCUGGGGGACUACAGGACCCAGUACCCCGAACUCUUCAUAGCCGUGGAUAAUAUCUACCAUUGGAGGUUUCAGACGAACACGUAUGACUGGCAGAUUGUGCACGCCCUGCUCCGCCGGGAUGAGAUCCGCAGGGCUGGCUUCCUUCCCUGGGUUAACCAAGGCCCGAAUCGUCACGAGGUCUUUCAAUUCCCGCUGAACCAUUAUUUGCUGCAGCAAGACUGGCCCAUGGUGGCGAUGCUGUUGCGGAUGAAUCUUUAG